This is a messenger RNA of Rotaria sordida, 5049 nucleotides long. Lineage: Eukaryota; Metazoa; Rotifera; Eurotatoria; Philodinida; Philodinidae. The record is from the annotation of a GenBank genome assembly.
AUGGAGUUAAGUUUCUUAAAUUGGAAUAAGAAACAACUUUUAUUUAUAUUCAUUUUAACUAUUCGAUUAAAUACUGAAGCACAGUCAUCAAAUAGCAACAACUCUGUUGAAAACGUGCCAUUAAAUUCAAAUUUCAGUGAGUUGACCAGUUCAAUAACUCGUUUCAUAAAUGGUGUCAAUACUAACGAUACUAUAGUAUUCUCUUCUAACAAUGCAACAGAAAUUGUUCUUCCCUCAUCAAAUCAUCUCGAUUCUACUGACAUUCGAAAUAUAUCUACUAAUGAAACAUCUAUUAAUGGUGCAUAUGCAGUAGAAGAUAUUUUAAAUACAAUGAAUACAACAAUAUCACAUAAUAAUUCGCCAAGGACAAUGAACCUAGCAACGACUUUAUAUAAUACAUCCAACGAUAGUUCUGUAAAUGUACAACCAUCCAUCCAUCAAACGAAAAUGCUCUAUAAUUCGUCAUUAGUUUCAAAUGAUGCUAUCAAUUUAUCCAAUUCAUUCGAUUCGGUUAGCUACGAUCUAUUAGAAAAUACAACAGCAAUAACAAAUGUCAACAGUAGUAAAAGCUCAAUUGAGAAUAAUAUUACAUCAAAUAUAAUAAUUUCAACAUUAAUUAAUUUAAAUAACAGUAUUCAGUUAAAUCAACUGAACGAAUCUUCAUUAUUAAAUGAUAUAGGUUCAUUAAAUUCCUCUGCUAUUAUUGAUACUAAUACAACUAGUAUGUUUUUAAUUUGGAAUACAACUGUUGCUGUGCAACCUGUGAGAGACUUUUCUAUGUCCGUCCCGAAUACUUAUGAGAUCAGCAACUCUUCGAAUAAUACUAUUGUUGAAAGUUUUGAUGCCACUAUGUUAUCAUUCAUGAAUUCUACUGGUAAUGAGCGAUUUAAUAUAAGCGAUUCAUUAAAUACAACUUUAGUUAUUCUCCCAUUAGUAGUCGAUACCUUGAUAUCAAAUUUGACAUAUCAAAAUUUGCUGCCUUCUGCCAAUGAUACGUUAACGCAAACAACAUUCACUGUUGAACCUACAAAUUUACAUCCUGAACUGAGUCAGCAAACGGCUUCUAAUGUUUCAUUAGAGCCGGCUUCCCCGAGCCUUUCGAAUCAAAACCUAACAUUAUCCAUUAAUACUUCAGAAACUGUUACUUCUCUCAUGUCGGAAAUGACAGGAUUACCUUUAUUGAUGACAAAUUUUUCGAAUUCAAACUUAUCAUCCUUUUCGAAUGAGAUAGAAAGUCAUAUGUCGACUGCUUUGCUUCAUACAGAAUCAGUACCAGAGACUGUUCAACAAACUGACCGUGCACUUCCAAUAACUCUGUCUACAUUGAUAUUUUCGGAAGAUAAUUUAGUACUUACAUCGAAUACUACACAAACAAAUUUCGCAACCGAGUCACUAAUUAGACCACAGCUGCAAAACACAGCUCAAACAACUAAUGAUACACUUGUUUUCACACUAACGCCAUCGGAUGAACCCAAUGCCCCUUUAGCAUCUGAACCAAAUCUUUCUCAAUCGAGUGUAAGUCAAGAUGUAUUUCCAACAGAACCGACAGUCCUUGUCACUCAGGAAACAUUCAAUCCACUUCUUCCGACAGAGAAUGUCCAAAUAAAUCUUAAUCAGAGUGCAGCGUCUCCUCUCGAUGGGAUUCAAAUGAGAACAUCAGCAAAUGUUAUGACUCCACAACCUAUUGAGACUCUUUCACCAGACACUAAUUUGAAUGAAACUUUGCCACAAUCCUUGAAUAGUACACAAGGAGCCUUGCCUUUUGAAUCCUCACGCACUGAAUUAUCUCCUGCAACAAUGCAGCCAACAUUUGAUACUCUUCCACCAAUCAUAUCAUCUACAAAUCUUUCAAAUCAAAGUUCAUCGGAAGUUUUGGAUAUUACACAAGGAACUGUGCCUCUCGAUUCAUUAGUGACUGAAUUAUCAGCUGAGACAAUCCAGCAAACACCUAUUACUCUUACGUCUCUCACAUCAUUGGAAAAUAUUUCAAAUGAAAGUUUGAUAGCAGUUUCAGCUAUUACGGAAGAAGCAGUUUCUGUUGAUUCAUUAUGGACUGAUUUAUCAUCUGCGACAAUGCUUGGCACAGCAGAUUCUUUGCCACUGGUGACUACAUCGACAAAUGUUUCAGAUGAAACCUUAGUGGCACUUUCGAAUAGUACACAAGUCAGUUCACCUUCUGAUUCGUUGGCAACUAACCUACCUAUUGUUUUAAACGAGAAUAUUACUAAUACUCUAGAUUUUAUCACAAUAUCGUCGUCGCUUCCGAACACAAAUACGUCGUCUUCUAUGAAUAACACGGAAAUAUUUUUCGGUUCUGCCUCGUCAUCUACAGAAGUACCUUCAUUCACAGCCGAGGGAACUAUCGCCACUGUUGAAUUCUCUCAAGUUUCUUCAAUAGGUUCAAGCGAAACCAUGUCGUUAAUUUCAAACACUAGUGACAUGAGUGCUUCGCCGGCUUCGAUCCCUAUGGAAGAAAUGCCUUUUACAACACUUCAAGCCGUUGAAAUAACGUCAUUAGUACCUUCUGCAACGGAACUGAAUCAAAAUGUUCCAACAUCUUCUAUUGAUAUUCAAACAGAUUCUGCUAAUCACUCGAUGCCUAUGCUAGUAUCAUCUGCUACAGAACAGGAGUCUUGGAGUAUACCUUCAUCAACAUCAAUGUCAUCUUUUCCUUUGAAUGAUAGUUUGGCAUCAUCUGCAAAUGUUACAUCAACAAACAUUCUUCCUAUAUCAGAGACCAUAGGCGUCGCUACAGACACAGCAGAAUCGACUGGUAAUACUCUCGAACCGAUCGUACCAGCAUCAAUAUCUCCAAAUGAAAGUUUGCCAUCUUCAUUCAAUGAAACAGAAACAAACAUGUUUUCGAGUUCAAUGUUCACCACACCAUCUUUCAUUACAGUACAGAAUACUCUCGAUACAUUUCCCUCAGAACAGCUUUCGGCUAGUGUUCCUAACCAAAGUGAACCGAUAUUACUAACGACUAUAAAAAGCAAUGAAGUAGACAGUUCUUUUGCUUCACAGCAUAUGAUAUCUUCUACUAUAACACUGGAACAGGCUACCAACAAUCUUCCGGUAACACAAUCAUCAUUGCUUCUUGAGAAUGAAAGUUUAUCUUCAUCUUCAAGUAAUACAUUACAAGAUACUUCAUCUAAUGAAGGAAUUAUCGACACCCAUACUAUUACAAUUGAACAAACAACAAAUACUCCUAUAUCAAGUUCAAUACCUUCAUUUGCACCAAAUCAAGAUUCAUCAUUACCAGUAUCCCUAGAUACCAUUGUAAAUAGUCCAACAAGUAAUACGGAAGAAACAAUACAACCACCAAUGUCUACUGAAUCACUACUAUCUACAUUAGCAGAAACUAAUCCUACUGAAACUAUCUAUAUAAACAACGGCAUUGAUACGGCUGAAAGUUCCAGUAUAACGGUUCAAGUAACAGCUAUGACUCCAUUGCCUACGUUGUCGCUUCUUACCAGGCUAAUGUCUUCAUCAUUGUCGCAGUCAACAGUUUUUUCAAACAGCAAUGAUUAUAUUGCGGAAGAAAGCACAAUUGAGUCGACAGAAACUAACUUUGUGACUUCAUCACAAGAACUUACUAGUCCAAAUCAAUAUUCAACUAACUCGCGCACUUCAAAUUUGCUACUUUUAUUAACUACACUUAUGAGUCAUUCUGAAGUUACUACAUCAUCACUUCCGACAGUAACUUCUAUGCCAAUAUCUAUCACAGAACCUACUAGCUUUAGCCAAUCAUUUUCUGACUAUUCUACUGCUUUCUCAUCUAGUGUACCUUCACUGAUAUCGUCGAUUCACAAUACAAAUCCUGAUAUUGGUGGCAAAGAUUCUACAUCUGCAACGAAUAUAAAUACGAUAAACUCUAUAUCAUCUUCUCAACAAGUGCCUGAAUCACUAGAGACUACUGUUACCAUCACUAGUUCAAUGCCACUUGAAACUACUUCAACAAUAAUAUCCUCAAUACAAUCAAGCUCAGUUACAUCAUCAACAUUAGCAAACACUCUUUCUAAUGUUGCCAUUUCUAUUCCUAGUGAAACUUUAACAAACACUGUUAGUUCAUUAUCUUCGAUUUCAAUUGACAAUGAACGAAAUACGAUGAAUACUAUGUUAAUUUCAAAUACUUAUAUGAGUCAAACCAGUCCUACACCAAUCAUAUCAAGUUCAUUUGAAACUCAAACUAUAUCUACCUCAUUGCCUUCAUUAAAUAGUAUUAGUGAUGUGCCUUCAAGAUAUUCAUCCAACAUACAAGAUAUGACAGGUUCUGAAAAUCCAUCAUCAUCAACUUUCAAUCCAAUAUUUUUGACUUUAAUACGUACGAGUAUGUCAUCCGCGGACAGUUCCAUUUCAUCUUCGAUGACAAGCCAAACAACAAGUUAUUCAUCUAGUUUUCUAGAAACUACUGCUUCUACUCAAACAAUAUCGACAUCAACAAUAACAAGCAAUGGGACGACUUUUCUUUCUUUACUAUUAACAACAUCUGGUGUAUUAAUGUCUAAUGAAACAUCAACAACACGAAAUAUGAGUUCAAAUAUUCCAUUUACAACGCAAAUAAAUUUUAAUACAACUAAUAUUCCACUCUCCAGUAAUUGUGUUUUUCCAUUUCGUUAUCUUGGUCAAUGGUAUGAAAAAUGUAUAAGUGAUAUUCUCAAUGAUAGUUGGUGUUCAUUAACAGUUGAUUUCGAUCGAGAUCGACAAUGGAAAUAUUGUCGAGCACCUCGUGUUAAAACUAUCGGUGGUACAGGAAAUGGAAGUGAUUGUGUCUUUCCAUUUGUUUAUAAAGGCACAUCAUUUUCAACAUGUAUUUAUCGUACAGAAACGACAAUGACAUCAAAAUCGUUUGUAUUAUUUUGUUCAGUUACAUCCAAUCUUGAUAAACAUGGAUUAUGGGGAUAUUAUUAUGAUUCAUGUUACUUUCCAUUUAUUUAUAAUGGUAAUGUCUAUUCAGAUUGUAUCAGUGGACCACAAUCAGCUCGUUGGUGUUCAACAACAUCUAAUUUCGACCGUAACAAAAUGUGGAGUAACUGUCCUGGUAUGUUAUAA